AUGAAAGGUCCCCCGUGGCCGUUAGGUUUCGUUUCGUUUCUUCUCUUUGCCAUUCCGAUUCUUGGUGUCUCUGUGCCAAGACGAACAUCGAACAAUCGAAAAUCUACAAUACAAAUGAUCGGAUAUUCUCCCACAAAAACGGAUGAUUAUGUGGCUGUGCAAAUGCAAGCUGAGGCUGGCUACAUUGUCGGUUUCGAGCCGAUCGCGCACGCUGACAGGGUGCAUCACAUGCUGUUGUACGGAUGUGAGGUGGCCUACUCGCAGGAACAAUUCUGGACCGGAAUGGCAACUUGCGGCAGUGGGCCAUCACAUAUUCUCUAUGCUUGGGCAAGGAAUGCUCCGAAUCUCAACUUGCCACCCGGUGUCGCCUUCAAUAUCGGCCAUGAAGACAGCUCGAUUAAAGUGCUCGUGCUACAGAUCCACUACGCUCAACCGUUUGUCGGCAAUGUGAUGGACUAUUCGGGAGUGACUCUUCACAUGAAUGAUGAACAACCGAUAUUCCUGGCAGCUGUGAUGUUGUUUGUGGCUGGAUACCCAAUCCCGCCGAAAAUGCAACAAUUCCAGAGCAAUAUGAGCUGCAAAUACGAUCACGAAACAGACAUGCACCCGUUUGCUUUCAGAACGCACACCCAUGCGAUGGGCCGCGUUGUGUCCGGUUAUUUUAAGCACGGAAACGAGUGGACGAAAAUCGGAAAACGCAAUCCACAAUGGCCACAGCUCUUCGAAAAGAUCGAUCAUCCGUUGAAGAUUCAAAAGGGUGAUAUGCUGGCAGCAACUUGUCGUUUCGACUCGAGUAACAUGACAGAAACAACGCCAAUGGGACACAUGGGAACGAACGAGAUGUGUAAUUUCUAUAUGAUGUUUUACUGGGAGGCGACGAAACCCGAUCCGUUCCCAUAUGGAGCUGUUUGUGGUGGAAAUGAACAACCUGAACUCUUCGGUACAGAAUACCCGAAAGAAGGCUUCGAGUUGUUGCCACCGCGGCCAGAGUUGGAGCACACGGCUUUGCAAAGCGGGAGACCUUUCGGCAUCAUUGAAGAAGCAAAAAUUCAAAAAAUCGGUGACAUCACUCUAGGACAAAUCUCUGGAUUAGCAUUCGAUCAACAGAAAAAUCUUUUCAUUUUCCAUAGAGGCUCGAGGGUUUGGGAUGGAAGUACAUUUGAUGCCUCAAAUCAUUUACAAGACAAGAAACCAAUUGCCGAGCCGACAUUAUUGAUGACAAGAUUCGAUGGGAACACUCCGGUGCUCGUUGAGGCACUUGGAGGAAAUCAAUUCUACCUUCCUCAUGGUGUCUUUGUCGAUGUUGAUGGCUACAUAUAUACAACGGAUGUUGGAGCGCAUACGGUCACAAAAUGGAAGAAAAACGGAAAAAAACUCGAUCUUGUUUGGCGUUUUGGAGAGGAAUUUGUACCGGGCAGCGAUCAUGGACAUCUUUGUAAACCGACUGGAGUGACGAAGAAUGGAGAUCGCAUCUUCAUCUCUGAUGGUUACUGCAACGCGCGAGUGGUCGAGCUGACAGCUGACGGGAAAUACAAGGCUCAAUUCGGCGCUCCGGGUACAGGCGAAGGGCAAUUCCAGCUACCGCACGAUCUUGUCCUUUCACCGAAGAAAACCCUUCUUGUCGCUGAUCGACAAAACGGAAGAGUACAGGAACUCAACAUGGAAGGCCUUGUUCAAUCAGUCGUCUCCUCAUCACUUUUCACGAAUAUCUACUCGAGUGACUCGUUUGAAGACACGAUUUUCAUGGUUCCCGGCGAGAAUUCGUACAAUCGCUUCACGCAAGACGAGAUUCCGAUCAGUGUUUACGGCUCUCGACUUGGCACCGGAUUGCUCGAGUUCGCUUUUUCGCCCACUUCCGAGCGUUUCGGUCGGCCGCACGUCUUGAGAGUCUCCCCCGACGGGAAUCACAUCUUCAUCGGUGACAUCAGCGAGAAAGGCGCCACUUUGUGGAAGUUUCGGAUUCAACACGAUUCUUCAACAGAAAGUCAUACAUUGUCUGGAGCAACCUACUACGAGAAAGCGUCGGCAGCAUAUGGGGCGAUCAAGAAUAAAGCCUCAACAGCUCCACUCACAUUGACGUUUUUCUUGCUUCUCGGAGUAGUUGCUGGUGGGAUUUACGUGUGGAUGAAGAAAGGUCGACGGAGAGCAAAUCCGCAAAAUGCGUUUGAUCGAAAGGGCUUCAAACGUCUCAACCAAGAGGACACGGUGGCUUUCUUCACAAGCGAUAGUGAAAGUGAU
Messenger RNA from Mesorhabditis belari, 2238 nucleotides. The record is from the annotation of a GenBank genome assembly. Lineage: Eukaryota; Metazoa; Nematoda; Chromadorea; Rhabditida; Rhabditidae.